AUGGGUCAGAUGGCAGAGACCUUGCAACCCCAAGAGAAAGUUCUGCGCAGCGUGCGAUCUCCUUCACUAAGCGUCUCAAAGAGGAAGCGGCGGGGGCUUGGUCCGGCCCCAGCAACCUCACAGUUUCACUACCCUAAACGGAGAAAGAAUAGCAAGCUCCACUCCUGCUCCCUCCUUCCAGGAGGGGGGAGAAAGCGGGAAGAGAGCUGGCCGGUCUUUGAGCCCCAGUACUCAGCUCAGACGGUGAAAAGUAACGGAUCGUCGGGCAGGAGGAACAAAGACGUGGUCCCGCUUCGGGCGCCGGGAAGAGGAGCCGCCCGCCCGCGAUGGGGGCUGGAGCCCAGAGCUGAACGCGGGACCCCGCGCAGCGCGAGGAGGAAACGUGAACCGCAGGGGACAAUGCGCCCGGUUUGGCACCGGCGCUGCACAGGGUCUUCAGAGUCAGCCCCUGACAUAGGGACCCUAGGAGACCCCCUCGUCCCGCAUGCAGCCCCGGCACCCCCGCCCCAAGACGCCAUCUCGGCGCAGCUCCGCCUCGGCCCCCGUGGCCGUCGCCUCCUUCCACCUCCCACCCACGAGGAGGACGCAGAGCCUCGCGGCCGCCGGCAGAAACUUACCUUUAGCCUCCGUCCAGCUCGCCGUCGCGGGAGGACCGCGCGGGCCGGCUGCACUCGGGGUCCCCAGGGCCUGGGCGCCGCUGUUUGCUGCGUUUGCAGCGGAGGUCCGGGUGCUAGUUAUGACUUCAAAUUCUACAGUGAGAGGGUCUCUGUCACAGAGGGUGGCUGCGGGUCCUUCCCCAUCCAGAACCGUCUGGUCUACAUUUCCUCAUUAGCGUUAGCCUUUGGGCUCUCCUUUGCCGGCUCCCUGUCCCUUCCACAGGAAAAGAGUGAUAAAGCAGUGCUGGAAGAAACGGCAUUUGAAGAAAUUGAAAGGGAUUUUCAGGAGGUUCUCAAUGAACUUUUAGGCGACAAAAGUCUGGAGAAAUUUAGGCUUGAAUAUGAGAAGCUUCAUGCUAUCAUGAAAAAGUCUUAUGAAAAUGAAAAGCGUCUGAUGGCCAAAUGCAGAGAACUGAACGCGGAGAUUGUGGUGAAUUCUGCGAAGGUCGCCACUGCCCUGAAGCUCUCUCAGGAUGACCAGACCACCAUUGCAUCCUUGAAAAAGGAAAUUGAAAAGGCCUGGAAGAUGGUGGACGCAGCCUACGAUAAAGAGCAGAAGGCGAAGGAGACGAUUCUUGCCCUGAAAGAGGAGAUCGUGAACUUAACCAAACUAGUCGAGCAAGGGUCUGGACUGACAAUGGACCAGGAUAGCAAUAUCCGAGAUUUACUGAAGUUCAAAGAAGAAGUGACAAAGGAGCGAGACCAGCUCUUGUCAGAAGUGGUGAAGUUACGGGAGUCCUUAGCUCAGACCACUGACCAGCAGCAGAGUGCGGAGCGAAGCCGAGAGGAGGCAGAGCACGCCAUCAUUCAGUUCCAACAAGAAAUCCAGCAACGUCAGAAUGAAGCUUUGAGGGAGACUCGGAAGAAGGAAAAACUGGAGAAAGAGCUCAAGCAGAUUCAGACGGACAUGGACACCAGGCAGACGGAGAUCAAGGCCCUGCAGCAGUAUGUGCAGAAGAGCAAGGAGGAGCUGCAGAGGCUGGAGCAGCAGCUGAAGGAGCAGAAGAUAUUGAACGAGAGAGCUGCAAAGGAACUGGAGCAGUUUCAGAUGAGAAAUGCUAAACUUCAGCAAGAGAACGAACAACACGCUUUGGUUUGCGAGCAGCUAUCCCAGGAAAACCAGCAGAAGGCAUUGGAGCUCAAAGCCAAAGAGGAAGAAGUUCAUCAGAUGCGCACUGACAUCGGGAAGCUCAACAAAAUCAGGGAGCAAAUCCAUAAGAAAUUACACCAGAUUGAAGACCAAAAGGCGGAAGUAGAACAGCACAAGGAAACUCUAAAAAGUCAGAUCUUGGGAUUAGAGAGAGAGGUGGAGGCUUCAAAGAAACUAGCAGAACUUGAUAAGAAAGCAAUGGAUGAGCUUCUGAGAGAAAGGGACAUGUUAAAUAAGAAUAUGCUCAAGGCAAUCCACGCGACCCAGAAACAGGUAGACCUGGUGAAGCUCCAUGAACAAGCCAAGAGGAACUUGGAGGAGGAAAUCCAGAACUACAAAGACGAGGCUCAGAAGCAGAGAAAGAUCAUCUUUCAACUGGAAAAGGACAGAGAUCGGUACAUCAAUGAAGCCAGUGACCUCACCCAAAAGGUCCUCAUGAACAUGGAAGACAUAAAAGUCCGCGAAAUGCAGAUUUUUGACUACAAAAAGAAAAUCGCUGAAUCAGAGACUAAAUUAAAACAGCAACAGAACCUGUACGAAGCUGUGAGGUCAGACAGGAAUCUGUACAGCAAAAACCUGGUGGAAGCUCAGGAUGAAAUAACAGAAAUGAAGAAAAAAUUAAAGAUUAUGACUCAUCAGGUAGAUCAGCUGAAGGAAGAAAUCUCUGCCAAAGAGUCAGCGCUCGUGAAGCUACAUCUGGAACAGCAGCGCAUAGAGAAGGAGAAGGAAACAUUGAAGGCCGAGCUGCAGAAGCUGAGACAACAAGCCCUGGAGACCAAACACUUCAUUGAAAAACAGGAAGCUGAAGAGAGAAAACUCUUGCGCAUUAUUGCCGAGGCUGAUGGGGAGAGGCUGAGACAGAAGAAGGAAUUAGACCAGGUCAUCGGCGAGAGAGAUAUCCUCGGGUCGCAGCUCGUUCGUCGCAACGAUGAGUUGGCUUUGCUUUAUGAGAAGAUCAAGAUCCAACAGUCUGUGCUGAAUAAAGGCGAGAUCCAGUACAACCAGAGGCUGGAGGACAUGAGGAUCCUCAAGCUUGAGAUCAAGAAGCUUCGCCGGGAAAAGGGGAUUCUUGCCAGGAGUGUGGCUAAUGUCGAGGAACUCAGGCAGGAGCUUUUCCACAUGCAGAGAGAGUUCAUAAAGGAGCGGACACGCUGCCGAGCGCUGGAGGAGGAGCUGGAGAACCCCAUGAACGUGCACAGGUGGAGGAAGCUCGAGGCCAGUGACCCCACUACCUAUGAGCUGAUAGAGAAAAUUCACACCCUGCAGAAGCGUCUCAUCAGCAAGACAGAAGAGGUGGUGGAGAAAGAGCUGCUCCUCCAGGAAAAGGAGAAACUGUAUGUGGAACUAAAGCACAUCCUGGCCCGGCAGCCCGGGCCCGAGGCUGCAGAGCAGCUGCAGAUCUACCGCCAGACGCUGCAACAGAAGACCAAGCAGCUUAAAGUUUUGUCUUCAGAAUUGAAUAUGUAUGAAUCACAGAGCGAAGAGUAUAAGUAUGAGCUGGGAAAACUUAGCAAUGAACUAAUGAAUUUAAAGAAGAAAUACCUCGCUCAGAAACGUAAAGAGCACCUUCAGAAACACAAGGACAAAACAUCCAUGGAUGUCGCCAUCCCACUGGGCAAACCAACUGGCCCUCGGUUUACUGGGGGUGGAUUUCCCCUCAGCAAGUCACCCCAAGUGCAAUCCUAA
Myotis daubentonii (Daubenton's bat) is the source of this 3492-nucleotide messenger RNA. It is a transcript of the gene CFAP58, whose product is annotated as cilia and flagella associated protein 58. The transcript is spliced from 20 exons. Lineage: Eukaryota; Metazoa; Chordata; Mammalia; Chiroptera; Vespertilionidae. Bases 1 to 3492 code for a protein of 1163 amino acids. Gene Ontology annotation, cellular component: cytoskeleton. The record is from RefSeq and is a predicted model, not a curated record.